UCUUUGCCGAAUGGCCACCGCCCUCGGCGCCCCUGGAGAGGCCUGGGAGCGGGGCCGCAGAGGGAGGGCGAGUUAUUUGUUUUAUAACUCGUAAGCCGCCCAGAGUCACCCUGUAGGGGAACACUGUCCGGGCACUGGCAGCAAUGAAGCAGGCAAGGCUGAUGCUUGCCAAGGAUGUCCCAACCAGGGCUUAUGUUCCUUGGGACAACUGGCUGGCCCUGACCCAGCUAUUGAGGAAAUCAAGGAAAAAAUGAAAGCUGUCAAGCACAAGCUGCUGGUGCUGUCUGGGAAAGGAGGUGUGGGUAAGAGCACAUUCACUGCUCUCUUGGCCCACGGAUUAGCAGAGGAUGAAACUACGCAGGUUGCCGUGCUGGACAUUGACAUUUGUGGACCAUCCAUCCCAAAAAUCAUGGGCCUUGAGGGAGAACAGGUUCAUCAAAGUGGAUCCGGCUGGUCUCCAGUGUAUGUUGAAGAAAACCUGGGUGUGAUGUCUGUGGGGUUUCUGCUGAGCAGCCCUGAUGAUGCCGUUAUUUGGAGAGGACCGAAAAAAAACGGAAUGAUUAAGCAGUUUCUUCGGGAUGUGGACUGGGGUGAAAUUGACUACCUGAUUGUAGAUACCCCUCCAGGAACAUCAGAUGAACAUAUAUCCAUAGUCCAGUUUCUCAGCAGCGCCAGAGUCGAUGGGGCGGUGGUCAUCACCACCCCACAGGAAGUGGCACUUCAAGAUGUUCGGAAAGAGAUCAGCUUCUGCCGUAAGGUGAAGCUACCCGUCAUUGGAGUGGUGGAAAAUAUGAGCUGCUUCGUAUGCCCCAAGUGUAAGAAAGAGUCACAAAUAUUUCCUCUCACCACGGGGGGUGCAGAGAUGAUGUGCCGCACCUUAAACGUGCCUCUCCUGGGGAAAAUGCCUCUCGACCCUCAAAUAGGAAAAUGUUGUGACAGAGGCCACUCUUUCUUAGCUGAAGCACCGUUUUCUCCAGCCACCCUGUCUUGCAAGAACAUUAUCCAAAGAAUCCAGGACUACUGUAACCAGAACUCCCCACAGGAAGAAAACAUGAUCUGAGUAGCAGAUAAAUGUGGAUACUUCGUGCAUAUCUAUAUAGGUGCAUAAACAUGUAUGCAAAUAAAUACCUUUGAAUAAUAUUUGCUAAUCAGAGAUGUUUUUCUGAGGUAGAGCCUUUCUAAAUUUUCCAAAACAGGCUGCGUUUUGUUCCUGGGAGCAGAUCCACUUAUCAUGAUUUGAUAACUUCCCUUAAUAAUUAUCUUCAGUAGUGAAAUCAGCCACUGGAAACAAGUUCAGAGGUUGCUUUUAUUGAGAAAAACGUAAGUCUUUCUUUUUCUAUUUGAGGACUACUUAGUUCCCUAAAUUUUGUUUAGUCUCAUUCUUCAGGUGUUUUAAAAUGGUGAUACCGACAGGAUCCUAUUCACGAGAGAUGCCGUGUAGUGCCAUAUUAGCUCUUUUAAGAAUGCAAAUAAAAAUAACUCAUUGUC
Molecule: messenger RNA, 1488 nt
Organism: Ahaetulla prasina
Lineage: Eukaryota; Metazoa; Chordata; Lepidosauria; Squamata; Colubridae
Gene: NUBP1
Product: NUBP iron-sulfur cluster assembly factor 1, cytosolic
Exons: 11
Coding region: 251-1060 (269 amino acids)
Biological process (GO): iron-sulfur cluster assembly
Cellular component (GO): cytosol
Molecular function (GO): ATP-dependent FeS chaperone activity; ATP binding; 4 iron, 4 sulfur cluster binding
Source: RefSeq, a predicted model, not a curated record